Molecule: messenger RNA, 1073 nt
Organism: Vitis vinifera (wine grape)
Lineage: Eukaryota; Viridiplantae; Streptophyta; Magnoliopsida; Vitales; Vitaceae
Product: probable E3 ubiquitin-protein ligase XERICO
Exons: 2
Coding region: 392-847 (151 amino acids)
Molecular function (GO): zinc ion binding
Source: RefSeq, a predicted model, not a curated record
AGGGCCGGGCACUAUGAGAAAAGUUUGGAGGCUAAAAUUGAAAGGGGAAAGGGAGGGGAAAGGAGAAAAGUAAUGAUAUAAAGUAACCAUGGUUGGGGCCAUAGGGUCCGGAAAAGGCGGAAGGGUUAACCAUGGUUGGGGGCAUAUGGGUGGUAAUGAUUCAUAAUUAGUGUGCUAUAUAUAAAGGAGGAAGAGCAGAGGAGUAACCAUUGCAGCUCAUUAAUCGACUUCUGCUGUCAAUUCCACAUCUUGGGAUCCCAUGAAUUUCUCUGCUGCUGCUGCUUCUUCUCCUUCCUGAUCACUCCAACGCCCCCAUCAUCUUCUCAAGCUCAACCCUAUCAGACCCUCCUUCUCCGCAAAUCUAAAUCCCAAAACUCCAAUUUGGAGCAGCAUGGGACUAUCGAGUCUCCCAGCCCCAUCUGAAGGAGUACUGUGUGUGCUUCUGGUGAACACAGCUCUCUCCAUCUCCAUCUUCAAGGGCAUAGUCCGGGCCAUCCUCCAUGUCAUUGGAAUUCACCUCUCCGCAACCCCAUCCUCCUCCGACUCCCCUGAACCCACCUCAGAGCCCUUUGAGUUUAGGCGGAACCCAUCUGAGACCUGCAUGGAGGAAUUCAGGAGCAGGAACCCAGCAAUCAGGUUUGACACAGUGUGCUCCUGCAAGCGCCCUGAACAUGACUGUGCGGUUUGCUUGACUCGAUUUGAACCAGACUCUGAGAUAAAUCACCUGCCUUGUGGCCAUUUUUUUCACAAGGUUUGCUUGGAGAAGUGGCUGGACUAUUGGAACAUCACCUGCCCUCUGUGCAGGACUCCCUUAAUGCCGGAAGAGGAAACAUCUUGCUUUUGGUAAGCAAUAUCUGGGAGAAUGACAAGUUGAGGAAAUAUUCAAAUAUCACUGUACAGCUUAUGUAUAGGUGUUUUACAUGAAUAUCAUCAGCUAGGUGUAUCUUUUAUUCAUAUGUUAGUUAUAUGCUCCAGUUUUAUGCCUUUAUGUGAAGAAUCUAUAUGAUAUCAGGGUCACAUAUCCAUGUCUAUAUAUGUAUAUAUAUAUAUUGUACAUGUUGUGAGGUUUCUGA